Molecule: messenger RNA, 1677 nt
Organism: Closterium sp. Naga37s-1
Lineage: Eukaryota; Viridiplantae; Streptophyta; Zygnematophyceae; Desmidiales; Closteriaceae
Source: the annotation of a GenBank genome assembly
AUGGCGGCGCUCAUGCUCUCCACGCUCGAGGGCCUCUCCACUCACCAGGUCACCUCCUACGACGACACCUCCGUCACCCUCGCCUGCUCCUCUUCCUCCUCCUCGCCCUCCUCUGCGCCCGUACUGACGGUGCCACUGGUGCGCGGCAGUCCCUACCUCACGUUCCUGUUCGCGUCGCCGGGAGCCACGCCAGUGAUGGCCACGGACGAUGCCAUCACGGAGGUGCAGUCCACGGCGGAUGGCACCAAGCACCGACUCACCUUCAACAACGGACAGACAUGGCUGCUAUACGCGUCUGCACCGCUCACCUUCUCCCUCCACAACAGCACGCUCACAGCCACGUCACCCUUCACCGGCACGCUGCGCGCCGCGAUGCUUCCUGGAAACUCCCCAGCGGAGGAGGAGGCGGUGCUGGACGCAUACGCAGGCGCCGUGGUGGUGGGCGGCGAUGUGAAGGUGCAGCCGUGGCGGGUUAAGUACACGUGGAAGGUGGCGCCGUGGGGCACUGAGACUGCUGCCACUGAUGGGACUGCUUUCAUCGGCGCAUGCAUCUCAAAGCCUACUCCCCCGUCUCCUCCACACCUCCCCCUGGUGUCAACUUCCCGCCCGUCACCCCCAGCCUCUGCCCCUUCUUCCGCCCCUGCCUCCGUCCCUUCAUCUGCCCCCGGCUCUGCCCCCGCCUCCGCCCCAGCCUCUGCUCCUGCCCCCGCCUCUGUUCCUCCCCCUUGCACCCCCACCCUCCCCCUCACCGCCGCCUCCCUCUCCGCUUCCUCCUUCCUCGCCGCAUCUUCCGGGGGAGCAGCAGACGCCACCACAGCAUCCGCAGAUCAAACCGCCCCAUCACUGCUACAGCCCCCAUCAGCACCAGCAGCAGCACCCAACCCCCACGUGCUCGUAUACCCCACGCUAGACGGCCCAGCAGUGGGCGUGGCAGGCAGUAGGUGGGAAGUGAAGGUGCCUCCUCUGCACGCCUCCUGGCACUCGCCCCGCCUCUCCUCCGACCCCGCCCUCCGCCUCUCCCUCCGCCUCGCACUACAGACAGACAUCGCCGCCCUCACCCCCAUCACCACCACCUCCUACUUCUUUGGGAAAACCGCCGCCCGCGCCGCCCGGCUGGCUUUAAUUGCGGAGCAACUAGGCGAGACAGCGGCAGCAGGGACGGCGGUGGCAGUGGUGCGGGACGCCCUCACCGCAUGGUUCAACGGGUCGUUCGCCGGAAACUCUCUCCUCUACGACCCGGCAUGGGGCGGCAUUGUGAGCUCGAGUGGGGCGGCAGACUCGGGGGCGGAUUUCGGCAUGGGGUGCUACAACGACCACCACUUCCACUUCGGCUACUGGCUGUAUGCCGCUGCUGUGGUGGCCAAGGCGGAUCCUGCAUGGGCCAUGACCCACCGGCACUCUGUGCUCAACCUUGUGUCUGAUAUCAUGUCUCCCCGUGCCACUGCGGCAUUCCCCAGGCUGAGGAACUUUGAUUUGUACGCUCUGCACUCGUGGGCGAGUGGGCUGUUUGAGUUUGGCGACGGGAGGAAUCAGGAGAGUCUCAGUGAGGCGGUGAAUGGGUACUAUGCGGUGGCGCUGCUGGGGCAUGCGUUUGGGGAUCUGCACCUGGCGAAUCUGGGCGCCACACUGGCUGCUGUGGAGGCUGUUGCUGCUCAGACGCUCAUUCAGGUUCCCUAG